Molecule: messenger RNA, 490 nt
Organism: Drosophila takahashii
Lineage: Eukaryota; Metazoa; Arthropoda; Insecta; Diptera; Drosophilidae
Source: RefSeq, a predicted model, not a curated record
AUGGCUGGACAGCUGCACAGAUUUCUGAUCGUACUGAUCGCCGCCUCGGUCUGGGCCCCUUCGAUUCCUGAGAUCUCUGCCAAGAGCUGUGGAUCGCGGCUCCAGUUGCGAUCCCAGAACGAUGCCAUCGAUCUCAGUCGGCUGAGCGAGAAGCAGCUGCAGCAGCUCCUCCAGCAACUGGCCACCUUGCAGACCCAGAACCCCAAGGAGGAAGAUGGCGAUCCGUCGGAGGAGGACGAAGAUGCAGGGGAGGAUAGGGAUCAGGAACUGGAGGACCCCGAGAACGAUCAUCGCGGGGGCAGUCGUCCGUGGAACCGGGUGCAGAGGAUCAUCCGGCGGCAGCUGGUGAAGAUACCCAAGAGAUAUCUCAAGAAGUUCCUCAGGCAGUUCGGAUUGGCCAGGAGUGCAGGAUAUGACGGAUAUGUCGGAGUCAGGAGCACCGAUAUGCAGCCCCAGCUGAAGGAGUACUACCUGAUACCCCUGCAGUGAA